AGCCCCCAGCAGAAGAAGGGGAAUGAUGUCAUUGUUGAAAAGCGGAGGAAACUCCACUGCAAUCAUUGUGCAACGCUGGAACCAGCCCCUGCGCUGUGAUUGAGAUGUUGGAGGAAAAGACAAGUUAAUAAUUUGUAGCUGCAAAUGCAGAUUAGCCAUAAAGGUCGAAUGAGCACGAAAUAAUCAUUAAUCGGGGGAUUUCCCCAGUUUUGUGAGCAUGAGUAUGGAAGAUUAUGACCACCUUUUCAAAAUCGUGUUGAUAGGAAAUGCAGGAGUGGGGAAGACCUGCCUCGUUCGCCGCUUCACUCAGGGUCUUUUCCCACCUGGUCAAGGUGCGACCAUAGGAGUGGAUUUCAUGAUCAAAACGGUUGAAAUCAAUGGGGAAAAAGUCAAGCUGCAGAUCUGGGACACGGCGGGACAGGAGCGUUUCCGCUCCAUCACGCAGAGUUACUACCGCAGCGCCAACGCCCUCAUCCUCACCUACGACAUCACCUGCGAGGACUCCUUCCGGUGCCUUCCGGAGUGGCUGAGGGAGAUCGAGCAGUACGCCAACAGCAAGGUGGUGACCGUCUUAGUGGGGAAUAAAAUCGACCUGACGGAGAAGAGGGAGGUGCUCAGGGAGCGGGCGGAGGAGUUUGCGGAGGCGCAGAGCAUGCUGUACCUGGAGACCUCCGCCAAGGAGUCGGACAACGUGGAGAAGCUGUUCCUGGACCUGGCCUGCAAGCUGAUCCGCGAGGCCAAGCAGAACUCGCUGGUCAACAGCGUGUCGUCGCCCAUGCCCGGGGAGGGCAAGACCAUCAGCUACUUGAACUGCUGCAGUUAGUCGGGGCCCGGGGGCCCGGCCGACUCCGCGCGCGGGGCGGCGGGAGGCGCGGGAGUCGCCGUCGCUCUGCAACCCGCCGAGGGGAGGAGGAGGAGGAGGAGGAGGAGGAGGAGAUUCCGCGCGUCUCCUGCGCCUCCUGGUCCGAUUCGCCCGCCCGUUAUCGCGCUGCGAGCGGACAGAGCCUUCAGACGUUCGUGUGCCCCGUCGUCCCCGGAGAAGAAUGUUAGCUCACGGGACCGCUGCCGGGGACGGGGCCCUCAGAAGUAAAGGGAAACCAGCCAGCCUUGUUUUAAUCUCCACAAACACUAAGCCAGCAGUGGUGUUGUAAUAUUAGUUUUAUAUUUUAUUAACCACUACCAAUAUUAUUAUUGUUGUUAUUAUUAUUUUUUUCAGAGGAACCACACACAUAUUUAUUUAUGUGUGGACAAAAAAAUUAAUAAAAUAAAUAACAGUCUGACAAAGUAUGGGAGAUUAUCGUGGUCCAUAGCAGUGGAAUAACUUUUCCAACCCAUAGAAUACUGCACUUGUGGGGACAUUUAUAGCUUAAGUUUAGAAUGGCUUAUUCCCUCUAUAACGGGACUCAAUAUUUUAAACCAAGUAUUUUACAAAAAUAGUUUCUUUAAGUGUUGUACAAGUGAUAGUUUUUUUUUGUUGUUGAAGAAUUUGUUUUUUCCCCUAAUUUUAACACUAAGGCUUCCUUCCCAUAUAAAGAUGUAUUAGAAUAAUACCACCUUUACGCUUGUUUUAUUCUGCGAUUUGUAUUGGAUGUGCUGUAACGUUAACAUCAGUGGUGGCAAAGUCAGAACAAUGAAAGGAAACGGCAUGCUAAAUGUGUGCUUUUCAGCGUCCUCAUUCAAAUGACUUCAAACACGAUGCUUUGUGCAGGAGCUUUGGCUUGUAGGCCAGCCAGUUGUAUUUCCCCUCACAUAGAGUAACUGCAGGAACUCUGGAGUCCUGUAAAAGCAUAAAAGCAUCCCUGUCUUUUUAAAGACUUUGUACACACAAAAAAAAUAAUAAUAAUCAUGAUGAACAAGCGCUAUAGCGUUAUAUUGAAAGAAGUUGGGAUUGAAAACGAUUUCCAUCCUUUCUCGUUUGUGAAAUGUUUUAGUUGGUGUAUUCCAUGGGUUUUGACUCUUAGAGGCAUAUUCGUAACCUCCGCAGCUUUCCUGAAAGAGUUGUUUUGAUUGUGUGAUUGACUUUGCAUCCGUUCCUAGAGAAGCGUGAGUUCUGUCUCGAUGUGAUGGUGUGCUCGACGAUUUUCCCCUUUGCUGCGCAGUUGUUUUCAUGCUGAAGUCUCAACCCAGUCCGCUGUAAAAUUAAUCUUUCCUAGAGAGAUCGCUCCCCCCCCCCCUUCCAGCUGUAAUGAUAGCCCCUCUGAGUGCAUCCCUAUGGGUCACUGGGUGAAAAUUAUUACCCAAACCAUUGACCCAACUACGUAAAAGCUGACAGAAAUACACUGCUGCCUCCGGUAUAGAAUCGUUUUUCUUUGUAAGCAAAAGCAAAAAAAAAAAAAAGAAGCCACUUAGGUUUUGAAGAUAUUAGCUUGCCCUCUUCUGAUUUCAUUCAUAUGUUACCGUUUUGUUUUCUCAGUUGAAGACUGAAACCCUCGUAAUAUUCAAUUGGCCAGAGUGUGUUUUACGUUUUAAGCACGUUCUAGCUCAGAAGGAACAAGCUGUCCUUUCCCAGUUUUGUUUACACAAUGUUCUUCAGCUGCUUUUGUGCACCGCAUGGACCGUGCCAGAUAUUUUGAAUGUCCAGCUUUAUUUUAAUCGUCUUUUUGCGAAUAGUGGUGUCAUAGAUAUUAUUUUAUACUAAACUGCUUUGUCAUUGUUUGCCAUCUAAAAAAAGACCUCAUGUUGUUUAUGUUAAAAGUAAAUUUUUGUUGUACCAAAAUUAAAUGACCACUUGUUCAGACCUGUUCAGUAUUUGGGUAAAACCUAUAGUCUUGCAGCUCAUGGAAAUAACUGCUUUACUUUGUGUUACAUCAACCUAUUAUUUUUAACUGUAUUUACAAAAUAAGGAAAUGUGAAUACCGUAGGUCUUGUUUUAUUUUUGUUCAGUAUUUUUCUACUCUAUCUAAAGCAGAUGCGCAAAAAUAAAACCAUUCAGAAUGUACUGGUGUUUGGGGAGGAAAUGUGAAAUAAUUUUUUGUGUGUACAUCUUUUGUUUGUAAUUAUUUUACUUAAUGCAAAACUGCUUGAAUGUGUACAAAUAAAUGUCAUGAUAGCUCAAAUAUACAUUAA
This is a messenger RNA of Anguilla anguilla (European eel), 3066 nucleotides long. RefSeq names its product RAB30, member RAS oncogene family (gene rab30). Gene Ontology annotation, molecular function: GTP binding; GTPase activity. Gene Ontology annotation, biological process: Rab protein signal transduction. Bases 218 to 823 code for a protein of 201 amino acids. The transcript has 5 exons. Lineage: Eukaryota; Metazoa; Chordata; Actinopteri; Anguilliformes; Anguillidae. Gene Ontology annotation, cellular component: trans-Golgi network. The record is from RefSeq and is a predicted model, not a curated record.